Messenger RNA from Amoebophrya sp. A120, 5256 nucleotides. The record is from the annotation of a GenBank genome assembly. Lineage: Eukaryota; Dinophyceae; Syndiniales; Amoebophryaceae.
GCAAGAAGUACUAUAGGAUUUUCCGUGUCCGAACGUGUAAUGCCGCUUUCCCUGCAAGAAUGAAAUGGACACUGGCCGUGACAGCGCGGAGGUUCUUGGCCACCGCGGCGGCUACUUGCACCGCGUUCACCAUUAUCAAGCCACCUGUAACCGUCCCGCCGGCAGCGGUGCAGCGGAGGCCGGCCCUCGAGAUGAAGCCAGGGGAACUCCAGGCGAUUCGCGUACAACACAGGCAAGAACCGCAAGCGGACGACGCGGGCACAGCUGCAGGAGGAGACAAUGCAGCCCCAAAAGCAGCAGCAGAGACAAGUUCAGCUGCGGAUGGUGUUGAACCCGCAAGUGCAGCAGCAGGAGAAGGAGCGGAACAGACCACGACCGCACAAGAAGACCCAGGUUCAGCGUCUUCGGCUGCUUCAGCAUCUUCUGCUGGAAUUCCCAGUGCGGCCGAGGGUGCGGCUGCCGCCGCAGCUGACCAGCUCGUCCCGGAGGGAGGUCUUGUUCCGGGUAUCAAAGAUUUAGACAUGGCGAAAGACCCAGAGUCCUCCGCCGGCGGGGAAGCGACAGAUGACAGCGACGGUGGCACGAAAGCAGAGGAAGCAGCUGAUACUAUCGAGGAUAGUACCUCCAGCGGUACAACAAACAGCACGGCUGCGGAGCCAGUCGAGGACGAAGUGCUGCCACCGACUCCACACCCCACCCCAGCGGAGGAAGAGGUUGCAACCGACGCGAUCCCUGGCGCAGGGGGGGAAGCUGCGGACACAACAACUUCCAGUGAGGGGGCCACGACAGGCGUGCCCGGGGAGGAAGGAGCGGACAAUGGUACAACUCAGACGACCCCCACUGAUUCAUCCACCAGCACAUCGUCCGGGGAUUCGUCUGUCGGUACUGGUACUGCCUCUGCCGGUACAACGACAGGAGAAACAGCUGCCGGGGGUGCUUCAGCGUCGUCUUCAGCAGAAGAAGUAACCCCUGCGUCCUCUGCCUCUGCUGCCGCUCCGUCGGGAAGUUCGCAGCCCAUGCCGAUCGGCAAAACACCCAGCUGUGACGUGUUCAAGGGCGUCCCGGUGGGGACGGGUCCAGCGAACGACCGGUUCGUGGAUCCGGUGACGCACUACUCAAAUAGGUUUGGAGCGUACCUGUUUCCCUACAAGGAGCGCGUUCACGCCGACUAUUACCCGGUCUAUCGCUGCUGUCCGCAGCUGUACACGAAUAAAGGGGUGGCGCAUCGGGUAUGACGGGAAUCGUUCAUUUUUUCCUCACCGAAAUACUCAAUGUUGCACGUCUACAGUAGAAGCAGAUGCUCGCCUGGUUUGUCGGAAAUAAAAAUCCUUUUAGGAAGUUGCACGCUCUUUUUGGAGCGCUUGGUGCUUGUAACUUUGUACUGAAAGAACACACUAUUAAGACAAACUCUUGCUCAUCAUCGUCUUCGAGGUGAAUUGCGGGGGCCCAGACUGCACGCCAUUCUACGGCUGCGCCUGGGAUGCCUGCCCCGCGGACCCAGCACACGCGAUCCCAGAGGGGCGGUGCGCGCCGGAAAACGCAGAGCGGCGUGUGUGCGGGCAGUACCCCCCGCCGUGCGUGAUAACGAGUUGGCCGCCGCCCGGGCGGUGUGGAGCGUUUUUCUCGGACCAAAGCUGCGCUGCGUUCUUGCACCACAAUAACGCGAAGCUCCGGGUGGACGCUGCCGACGUGUCGUGCGCCGGCGGUGCUUGUACGUUUGAGGACGCCGCGACUUGUUGUGAAGCUCCGUGCCCCCCGGGGCACUUUGGAGACAAGUGCGCACCCUGCGAACGCGGAACCUUCAGUCGUGACGGCGGGCCCGCGUGCACGCCGUGUCCAGAGGGUAGCAGCACGCUUGCAAUCGGCGCAGGCAGCGAGGCGGAGUGCGACGGUAUAGGAAUUUUUACAUGUGCGUAUUUUUGUACGUUCAGAGGCAUUUCAUCUUCUGAAUCUUCGCCGAUAAACCUUCCCUCGCUGCUUCCACUCAUGACCUCAUUGUCUCGCAUACUCUCCUUCAGUCUGUGCGGCCGGCUACGGUCUCGCCCCGGGGGAGCGCCGUCACUGCACACGGUGCGAGCCGGGCACGUACAGUGUUGGCGGAACCGCGCAGGAAUGUCACGUGUGCCCGAGAAAUUUUGUCACGAAGAAGAGCGGAGCGACGAGUGCCGACGAAUGCACUGUUUGCGCGCCUGGGUUCGGGGGCGACGACUGCAGUCCCUGCCCGAUCGGGACCUACAACUCCGGAACAGGUGCAGAGUGCAAGCCUUGCCCAAAGCGCUUCUCCACGCCGCAUUCGGGGGCGACCGACCUGUCGCAGUGCACCGCGUGCGCCCCGGGCCACUUCGGGGCCGACUGCGCGCCCUGCGAACUGGGAACCUUCAGUCGUGGAGGAGUGGUACCGAGGUGCCAACCGUGCCGUACCGGAUUCUCUACCAAGAAAACCGGGUCUGUGGAGUGCGACAGUACUUACUUAACAAAAUAUUAUUGCGUUUUUUUCCGCAUGAGUAUGAAAUGAUUUUCAGCUUCAGCAAGUCCAGUUUUGUUUCGUUUCCGUGCUGUUGUCAGUACGCGGUUCGUAGGAAGGUCGUUCCAACCUUGCAGUUUCUGACUGUGCAUGUCGAACAAGUAGAAGCUGAUGAAUGAAACAUUUUUUCAACAGUUUGCACCAAGGGCCGCGGCGGUACUGAGUGCACUUAUUGCGAAGCUGGGACCUACAGCGAUCUCCAGAAGUGCGUUGCCUGCCCCGACGGGUUUACGUCUAUGCGUGGGUCGACGGCAAAGGAGUUUUGCCUCAGUACAAAAAGAUAAUAUGUCUUGACGAGUUGUUUAUUUCUUUUUCCCAUUUUUCUAUUCCGCUUGGAUCUGGAUGUGCUCGAUACGUUUCUUUUCUGAUUACGAUGGAAGAAUUCGACGCACAGACCCUACAGGCAGAGAUUUUGUUUUUGACAAAUUGAAACAGGAAGCUGCGGAGCGUCGAAAGACUGCGCAGAGAAGGAAAGCGAGAGCUCGUUUUGCUGGAGUGGCACUUGCCACGACACGAAGGACCACGCGGAGUGCCAGCUCGACGACGUACUGUGCCACCCGACUGUCGAGGGCAAUCUGUGGAAGGGAUCUGACCUGUAUUCGAACGAGCAUUUCUACUGCCCGCGCUUCGACUGCGGUGGGUACCACGCGGCGCCCAAAGCUCCUUUUUCGCAGGGCACCAGUCCCAUGUUGAUACGCCGGAACAAGGAAGAGAACUACACUCCUAGCGACCAUAGCACUGUCGCUCAUCAAACUGCUGCUGCGGAGACUGUCGAAGGAGCUGCUGCCCUGCCGGCGAUACAUCGAACGCACAAUAUCGAAGAACCCGUAGCUGCAGCUGAUGUUUUUACUGCGGAGAGGAGUAAAGGUCCACCAGUCCCGGUAGACACAACUCGCGGUGCAGGCGCGCAACCCGGAAGAGAAGAUUCCCCUCGCCACAUCGGCCUCGAGCCUCUUCCGACCGAGGUGCCGCCCAUUCCCGCUGCGUUUCAGGCAAAGCAAGAAGGCGAAGGAACGAAUUUGGUGCCGCCUACGACGAGGACCGCACGUGCUGGGAUUUCAGACUCCGGAGACGAGCAGAAUGCAAUAGAGCAAACACUUCCCGCAGUGAAACUAGAAGAAGCUGGUGGAAAGGUAUCAACAAGAAAAGCCCAGGAAGCAGCGAACGCACAGCAACUCGCUAGCAAAAGUGAAAAACUGAAGACACGAAAAUCUUCACUAGGAGCAGAACAAACUCCUGGGCCGCAUCCACAAAAGAAGGUUCUACAUCAGACAAAGACUGAAGGAAGCGCCAAAGAUGUCGCACAGGACAAAUCUCCACUAUCCUUUCAAGCGGAAAACCAGCGGAACAGAAAUGAAAAGCCGAGUUUCACGGACACGAUCAAAAAUGAGGAAACGCUUGUUCCGCGACGGGCAACAGAAGAAAAAAAGACAGCAGUGGGAACUCCUCCGCCCCCUCAGUCGAAAGACCCAAUUGCACCUUCACACCGGUCUCUUCAUUUGGAGGUCUUGACGACCGAGAGAACGAACACGGCAGUUACACAAGAUGAAGCAGAAAAACAGAAACACAAACUCGACGGAAAAAGACCACCAAUCGACACCAGCCGAGCAGAAGCAAAGAGUCUCAGUGCAGUGAAAACGGCUGGAGAACAAUUGCCAGCGGCACAUGAUGAAAGCAAUAGCGAGGAGACGUCGAACCAAGAAGGCGAAAAGGUAAGUCGUCCGCUGAAGGUUUCUGUGAACUUCCCGCGAUUGUCGAACGAACCGAAAAAAGCAAUGGACUUCGCUGCUCCCAGGCCUGAGACGAAAGCACAACGCAGCGAAGAACACCACGAGCAGGCGGAGCAUGAUGCUGGAGCCACUGAUGUAGUUGAUAUGAUGGCACGUGAGAAAGAACAUCACAUGCAAGAGCAGCAAAGAUCCGACACGGAACCGAUUUCGUUCCCUGGUUUUGACGACACCACGUCAUCAUCUGCAAAUAGAGCUGCGUCCGACGACAGCGAAGAAGAAGAGGAGAGCUCGGAAAACUUUUCUGACGAGGAAGCGACGAGCGGAAAUUUUGACGGCGCGACUCCCAAACUGGUUGGCGGCUCCGACGGUCCUGGCAGGAGGGACGAAAAAGAAAACUCCGGAUCCGGAGAAGAAGAGCAGUCGGAAGAACGGACCGCGUCUGGUGAAGACCAAGAUGAAGAUGCUAGUACACCUCCAGGUGCGUCUGCUAGUCCGUCCGCGCUUGCACAAAGUCGCAAAGAGACUUCUGCUGCAAUCGAGAAUAGAUCGUCGAGCCACGUAGUUGCACCGCAGCCAAUUGAGACACAUGCUCCUGAUGGGAAUUCGGUGAGAAGAGCGCCGCCAUCUGGGAGCAGGGAAAAAGAAGCCAAGUCUGUGAACUUCGAAAUCGCGACAACGAAAACGAGAAGCAGUCGUCCGAGCACAGCGAGGAAGACGACCACGACAAAAGGUCUGUCGCCCAGUGAGCAAGUAGCUGAACGCCUUUCCAAGAAAGUGCUCACCAAGAUCCUGUUCCAAGAAAACAACAGCGACGAAAAUAAGCUGCUGGUGGAAAAGCGCAGGACAAGCAGAACAAAAUCAGAAAGCCGCGGAGGAAAAGAAGAUCACCGUGUUGCGCCAGAAGCACAACGAAAAGAACACCGCAGUACUGGCGUUUUUUCUCCUUCACAAACACCGCAACGGCAGAAAUCCCCUGGGGAGAGGACAUCAACACACAACUAG